Messenger RNA from Vespula pensylvanica (western yellowjacket), 2450 nucleotides. RefSeq lists its product as uncharacterized. Gene Ontology annotation, cellular component: nucleus. The transcript has 7 exons. The record is from RefSeq and is a predicted model, not a curated record. Lineage: Eukaryota; Metazoa; Arthropoda; Insecta; Hymenoptera; Vespidae. The coding region runs from base 143 to 2359 and encodes 738 amino acids.
UAUAUAUAUAAUCAAAUGAGUUAUUUAUUUACUAGUUGAAAUCAACUUUUUUCAAGUAUAAUCAUCGACCGAGAGGCAGAUCUUUUCAUUGCCUUAUCGUCAUCGUCGUAAUAUAUUUGAAUUUGAUAGAUAACAAGUAGCUAUGUCCAAUGAGGAGCGGCUUCGAAAGCUAUUAUCUGAUUUAGGAAAAGCAACUUUACGUGGUGUUAGAAAGUGCCCAAAAUGUGGAACUUAUAAUGGAUCUCGCGGAUUGUGUUGUAAAAAUAAAUAUUGUGAUGCGGUAUUUAAAGAACCAGGAGAGAAACGAAAAUUAUCCACAGAAGCUUGUAAACUAAUAACUGGUUCGUCUGCGCAAGUGUUCUCUGUUCGAGUGAGAGACAAAGGUCCGGAUUAUCGAGGUUUUGUACAAUUGCCUUUAAUAAAUGCAACAAUUUCUAAUGGAAUUACAACAUUAAUUUCACAAACAACUGCUUUAUGUUUUGUGGAUUCUUGCGAGAGGAAUUUUGAUACCAGUGUUCUUAAAUGUCACGAGAAAGAUACGUCCGAUUUGUCCGUAUCGUGUCAACAUAUUCAGGCUGCAUUAAGAUGUUACGCAGAAGCUCAACCGCUGACUCUAAGAAAUUCUAUUUUGUCAUCUUUAAACGUAAAUAAUGAAAUAAAACAAGAAAUUUGGUUAUUAGCAACAGAAACUUCAGGUCCAUUGGUACAAAGAGUUUCUAAACAUAUAAUGGCUGUAAAAUGUAAAGCUUCGCCGAAAUAUCCUUUAGGAUAUCUUCAUUUUUCUUUUUUCAUUACCAAAUUGAAAGAUAGAGUAGAACAUCGUCAUUUCUGCAGUUGUGCUGUAUUUAAGGGUAUGGCAAGAUCGAUUGAAGAUAAAUUAGAAACAAUGUAUUUGUUGCGAGCAAAGCGCUGUGUACAUUUUUAUGCGUGUAUAUGUGCCUUUGCUAGUGAUCCUAAAUUGUCAGAAGAAUUUAGUUAUUAUAUAAACUUAGAUCACCAUGAUUUCAGUAUACCAAAGCCACCAGUAUCAAUUUUACAAAAUAACGAACAAGAUAAAAUUGUUGGAAUAGAUCUAGAUACUUUAAACACAGAUGAUGCACAUCUGUUGAUUUUUCGUGAUGACACUUUAACUGUGCAAAGUUUAGAUGGAAAUAGACUUGACUUAGAUUCAAUGAACCUGGAUUCAACAAUCUUACCUAAUAGCAUUGUUGAAAAUAUUGAAGUGGAAUGUGAUCGUAAUUUGUUAGAAGAUAAUAAUAUCAUUUCUCAGGUUCAUAAUUUGGAAGUUAUUGAUCAGAAUGGUGUACCAUUUAAUGGAAAUACAAUGAAAAUAUUGGAUGAACAAACUGAGAUCGAUACAAAGUACAAUGUAUUAAAUAGUCAAUAUAUUUUAAAUGAUAAUAAUAUAAAAAUAUUAAAUACUGGAACUUUAAAAGUCAUUGAUACAAAUACAGUAUUAGAUGUAAACAAUAUAAAAUUAAUAGAUACUAAUGCAGUAAUAAAUGGUAGUGAGAUUAAGAUGAUAGAAAAGAAUGGUUUAAUUCAAUAUGAUAAUGGAAGUAUGUCUAAUUCUGAAACUGGGACUACGCAACCUACCGUUUCCAUAAAGAGAAAAAGAGAUGACAAAAACAUGAAUAAAUUAAAUGCUACAGGUCUAAAUAAUUUAAGUUCCAUUGAACCCAGAAAAUCAAAGGCUAAACCGACUAUUAUAAAGAGAUAUCAAAAUUCAUACGAAGAUUUGGACGAAGCUAACACAAGCCUACCCUUUAUAAAAUGGUUAGCAUCGAUUACAGAGAGAAUAAAUCAAACAAUGCAUUUUCAGUUUGAUGGGAAACCUGACCCUUUGGUAUUUCAUGUACCACAAAUAUUUUUCGAUUGUUUACGGGAGAGAAUAUCUUGUGGUGGUAAGAAAAAACGUUUACCUAAUUCAACAACAGCCUUCGUCAGAAAAGAUGGAGUACCAUUGGGCACCUUUACUAAAUAUACAUGGCAAAUUACAAAUAUAUUGCACGUGAAGAGUAUUUUUGAAACGCCUCUUAUACCUUUAGAAAUCACACGAAGUUUUAUACAAAAUGCAGAUGGAACAUACGAAUUGUAUAAACGAAAGGAAACUGAUAUCGAUCGGUAUAAAAAAACAAACAAUAGUGCAUUGAUCAAACCACUGGAAUUGAAAACUUAUCUGAAAGUUGGUAAUACUUCUCCUAAUCAAGUAGAGCCAACGCCGUUCUUAAUAGAAUGGAUACCGGAUAUUCUACCAAUAUCGAAAAUUGGCGAAUUGAGAAUUCGAUUCGAAUUUGGACACGUUAAAAAUGAACCUAGCCAAAGAUGGAGAAAAAUAGCAUUAUCGAAAAAUUAUUGAAUAAAAAAAAAGUUAAUGUCUAUAUAAGUUAAGUAUUUAUUUUAAAGUAUUGUAUCGUUAUUUCUUUAUUACUGCAAAAUUUUAAGUGUUU